Mesocricetus auratus (golden hamster) is the source of this 1053-nucleotide messenger RNA. RefSeq names its product zinc finger protein 525-like. Gene Ontology annotation, molecular function: RNA polymerase II cis-regulatory region sequence-specific DNA binding; DNA-binding transcription factor activity. Gene Ontology annotation, biological process: regulation of transcription by RNA polymerase II. The record is from RefSeq and is a predicted model, not a curated record. The transcript is spliced from 4 exons. Lineage: Eukaryota; Metazoa; Chordata; Mammalia; Rodentia; Cricetidae. Bases 1 to 1053 code for a protein of 350 amino acids.
AUGCAUUAUGCCCCUGUUUCUCUGAGAUGCAAUCUUACAACUCAUCAGAGAAUCCACACAAGAGAGAAACCUUACAAAUGUAGUGAAUGUGACAAAUUCUUUUUCAUGAAAUACCAUCUAACAACUCAUCAGAGAUUCCACACUGGAGAGAAGCCUUACAAAUACCCUGAAUGUGAAAAAUAUUUCACUCAGAAAUAUAAUCUUAUAACUCAUCAGAGAGUCCACACAGGAGAGAAACCUUACAAAUGUAGUGAAUAUGACAAAUUCUUUUCAAUGAGAUGCAAUCUUACAACUCAUCAGAGAAUCCACACAGGAGAGAAACCUUACAAAUGUAGUGAAUGUAUCAAAUCCUUUAACACAAAUGACCAUCUUACAGCUCAUCAGAGAAUCCACACAGGAGAGAAACCUUACAAAUGUAGUGAAUGUGGGAAAUCCUUUAACACAAAAGACAAUCAUAGAGCUCAUCAGAAAAUCCAUACAGGAGACAAACCUUACAAAUGUAGUGAAUGUGACAAAUCCUUUUUCAAGAAAUUCCAUCUUACAACUCAUCAGAGAUGCCACACUGGAGAGAAGCCUUACAAAUGCCCUGAAUGUGACAAAUCCUUUUCCAGGAAGUUCUAUCUUACAACUCACCAUAGAAACCACACAGGAGAGAAACCUUACAAAUGUAGUGAAUGUGGCAAAUCCUUAACCAGAAAACGAAGUCUUAUAACUCAUCAUAGAAUUCACACAGGAGAGAAACGAUACAAAUGGAAACUGAAAGUCCGGAGCCGCAGUGUCCGCGCGGGGCGGGCGGCCUGGGAAAGUCAGCAUCAGCAGCAGCGCAGUGGCGGGAACCGCAGCCCGGCGGCCCUGGAACCUCCCAGGUCAGAGGAGCCGCGGGGCUGGGACCCGGGAGGGAGGGGCGGGGCUGUGCCCGCUGAGCUGCUCACAGGGACACUGUCAGCUCUGCAGGCGCCCGGGGCGGGGAGGCUGCUGCUCAGGUCGUCACCAGUGGCCUGGUGUGGUCCUUUCCGUCCUAAAGAGCCCGGCUCCUCCCCUCGCGCCCCUUAA